UCAACAACAAGAUCGAUUACGUGUUCAAGGUUUGUCCUCAGGCGAGGUUCGCGAGGAACGAAUUCAGCGUCGAUUCCAAGGCCGCCAUCGAUCGCAAGGCCGUCAAGGCCCAGAUUUGGGACACCGCAGGCCAAGAAAGAUAAUAAUUAACAGAGAUGGAUUACAUAUCAAACCGCUCAGACAUUUCAAUUCAGAAGCCUACUGACUUCAGGUUGGAUCCAGAAGGUGCAGUAUCAAGUUCCGGUCAUUUCAUGGAAGCUACUGUGACACCGACAAUACAAAUGAAUGCUGAAUGCGAUGAAGUGAAGGCUAAACGCUCCCUCAGAAGAAGGGAUGGGAUAGAACAUUGUGUACACAGUUCAGAUGAGGAAUCUGAUUCUGAUAAACCUAUCAAGGAUCUCUUUUGUAAAAAAUCCCAACAUAACAGUGAUACUUCUGGAAGCUUAAGAAGAUCUGCUUACCAAAAGGUGACUGCUAGAUGGUGUCCAGAAGAGGCAUGUAGACCUAUUAUUGAAGAAGCUCCUGUGUUUUAUCCAAGCGAGGAGGAAUUCAAAGAUACACUUGGUUACAUUGCUAGAAUACGCCAUGAAGCAGAAAAUUAUGGUAUAUGUCGCAUUGUUCCUCCAGCCUCUUGGAAGCCUCCAUGCCCACUAAAAGAGAACAGCAUUUGGAGGCAUUCUAAGUUUGCAACUCGGGUUCAACAAGUUGACAAGCUUCAGAAUAGAGAACCAAUGAGGAAAAAGUCUCGAAACCGUUGUCAAAGGAAAAAGAAAAGAAGGAAGCGGUUAAGGUUUGGAAUGACUCGCAGACGCAAUGGCUCUAAUACUUCAGAAGCCAAUGACUGUGCUGCCUCCGAUACGGAUGAAAAAUUCGGUUUUCAAUCUGGGUCAGACUUCACGCUCGAAGCCUUCACUAAAUAUGCUGAGGGUUUUAAGGAGAGAUAUUUUGGUAUAAAACAAGGUAGUGAAAGCCUAGAUUCAUGUAACUGCGAAAAUGGAAAUGGUUGGCAGCCUUCAGUAGAGGAAAUUGAAGGGGAAUAUUGGCGGAUAGUUGAGAAGCCAACUGAAGAAGUUGAGGUACUUUAUGGUGCUGAUCUGGAAACUGGAGUUUUUGGUAGUGGCUUCCCCAAAGUGCCAUCCUCAUCCUUGAGUAAUGUAGACCCUUAUGUGCGUGCAGGCUGGAAUUUAAAUAAUUUUCCUCGGCUUCCUGGUUCUGUUCUUGCUUUUGAGAGCGAAGAUAUCUCUGGAGUUCUAGUGCCAUUGCUGUAUAUAGGGAUGUGCUUUUCUUCAUUUUGUUGGCAUGUGGAAGAUCACCAUCUUUAUUCACUAAACUACAUGCACUGGGGCGAUCAAAAAAUAUGGUAUGGAGUUCCUGGCAGCGAUGCUAUUAAACUGGAGGAUGCCAUGAAAAAGCAUUUACCAGAACUGUUUGAAGAACAACCUGGUUUACUACAUGAACUGGUCACACAGUUGUCUCCAUCAGUUCUAAAAUCUGAGGGGGUUCCGGUUUAUCGCGCCACUCAAAAUUCUGGAGAGUUUGUUCUCACCUUCCCAAGAGCAUACCAUUCUGGUUUCAACUGUGGCUUCAAUUGUGCCGAGGCUGUUAAUGUUGCUCCCAUGGACUGGUUGCCUCACGGGCAAUGUGCUGUUGAGCUUUAUAGUGAACAACGGCGCAAGACAUCUAUGUCCCAUGACAAAUUAUUACUAGGUGCUGCAGGAGAAGCUGUGAGAGCACUUUGGGAGAUCAAAUUGCUUGGAAAGAACAAUCCUGAUAACUUAAGAUGGCAAAGUAUCUGUGAAGAUGGAGUGCUUACUUGUGCAAUUAAGGAAAGAGUUGUGAUGGAAAAGAGAAGAAGAGGGUGCCUUUCUUCUCUUUCACAAGCAAGGAAGAUGGAUAAAAAUUUUGAUUCGGUUAAUGAGAGAGAAUGUUAUUCCUGUUUCUAUGACCUUCACCUAUCUGCUGCAGGCUGCGAGUGUUCUCCUAACCGUUUCUCGUGCCUAACCCAUUCUAAGGAUUUCUGCAAUUGUGAGCCUACACAAAGAUUUUUCCUAUUUCGCUAUAGUAUUGAUGAACUUAGUACUCUUGUGAGGGCUCUGCAAGGGGACUUAGGUUCUGUGAAAAUUUGGGGUUCAGAGAUCUUGGGUUUGGUUCUGCCCUCAGAUGUUAAAGUAUUUGAAGAUGUAGGAGCGUUAGAGAGUAAAUAUCCAUCAAAUUCCAAUGAUUUCUUGGACAAACAACAACAUGAAAACACUGAUCUUGAGCUGAGCAAGAGUAAUGUAAUAGAUUCGGAGCAGAUUGAUCUGAAUACAGGACUGUUCACAGACUCCAGGUCUGCUAUUCUGAAUAUCAAUGGGAUUGAACAUGAGUCAACAGGAAUGACUCAUACCCCAAUGAAAUCAAGUCCAGAGUGUGGAUCUUCUGUUUCCAUAAAUCAUUUCUCAGAAGGAGCUAACUCUAAUGGUUUCGAAGCAUCACGUUCUCAAAGUGCUCAACAUAUUCGUAAGUCUAGUGCAAAGUUGUUCGGUGUUGAACUUCGUCAACUUCAGGCAAGUCCUUCCACAGCCUCAGAUGUUCAAGGAAGUUUCAGGUUUCUUUUAUCAAACCCAGUUAGUCCAGAGACUAGAACUGUUAAAAAUAAAUUACAGUUCUGUGUCGAGAUUCUUCACUUUGGAACUGUAAAGUUUGGGAAGCAGUGGUGCAGUAGGGAAGCCAUCUUUCCUAAAGGUUUCAAAAGUCGGGUCCAGUUCUUCAGUGUGCUUGAUCCUACAAGGAUGAGUAAUUACAUUUCUGAAAUACUAGAUGCUGGAUUGCUUGGGCCUAUGUUUAAGGUUACUCUAGAAGAGAAUCAGGAGGAAACGUUCACACACUCUUCUGCUACACUGUGUUGGGAUUUGGUGAGAGUGAGACUAAACCAAGAGAUCACUAGACGAUCAAGGCCAGGGAAGCUAGAUCUUCUCCAAUUGCAACCUUCAGGGAGCAUCAAUGGGCUCGAAAUGUUUGGGCUUUUGUGUCCAUCAACUGUUCAGGUGAUUGAGGACCUCGAUCCUUACCACUGCUGCACGGAGUACUGGGCAUCAAAGUCUAACACACAGUUAACAUCCGAAAUGAUAGAAACAAAGAAUACUCCCAUUGAAGUUUCCAAGGAAUCUUCUCUCACUGCAGGGCCAAAAACCUUGGAGAAAACACUUGACAAGUUGUUCGGUGUAAAUAUUUCUGGAUUUGAGAAGGAUGAACCAAAAGUAAACAGCGAUACCUCAGUAGAUAACAUCCAAAAUGUGCUAGAGGGAUUAUUCAAGAAGGCAAACACAGAUGAAUUGAAAAUCUUGCAGGCAGUAUUUAACAGUGGAGAUGGGAGUGAUAGUUGGAGGACUGCAUUUGAUUGUCUAACGAAAGAAAUUCGGAAUAAUGUACAGAGAUAGUGGCAGAAAAUAAAAGCAUGAGAAUAAUGGUGCUCUUCAGUGAAAGAUCACAUUGCAAUUGGAGUCAGCAUUCUUUUCGUCUGUAGGUAACAAUAUCAAAUUUCAUUUUUAUUAGAGAUGACAAUUUUUUUGUUAUAGUUCAGUUCAUUCUUUCUGAAAUCCAUAUAGGACAUAGAGCAUUCAUCCUGUUCAGAUUGAAGAAUUAACUCGUGUAGCCAGGGAUUUGGCAGUGAAGUUGUUUUAGUGUAGACUGCAGCAUAUUCUAGAGGGGAAUUUUUUUUAGUGGUAUAGAUCAAACAAUUGUGGACUCUUGAAAUUAUAAUAACACUGUUCUUCUUCUUAUCUAA
Molecule: messenger RNA, 3766 nt
Organism: Asparagus officinalis (garden asparagus)
Lineage: Eukaryota; Viridiplantae; Streptophyta; Magnoliopsida; Asparagales; Asparagaceae
Product: lysine-specific demethylase JMJ18-like
Exons: 12
Coding region: 156-3419 (1087 amino acids)
Biological process (GO): chromatin remodeling
Cellular component (GO): nucleus
Molecular function (GO): histone H3K4me/H3K4me2/H3K4me3 demethylase activity
Source: RefSeq, a predicted model, not a curated record